CGGACGUUUUCCAUGUCAACACUAGCUGUUGUGUUCUUCUGCUUUCCAAACCAGGAAGAUGGAUUUACUGUCGAGCAAAUGGAUUGUUAAUUUGCUAGUUUGUUGGUUUCUCGUCGGUGUCAGCUGUAAUUCGGUGGAAAAGAAGAUUUAUGUGCAUCUCAAUUACACUGUCCCGUGUGUGCGACUGCUCAAUGCAACACAUCAGAUAGGCUGCCAGUCAUCUUUGUCGGGUAAUGUGGGGGUGCUCCAUGUGCUCGAGUCAGAGGAAAACCUGGACUGGGUCCUGCGCUCCGGUCCUAAUCCUCCUUAUCUGGUAAUCCUGGAGUCCCUGCUCUUCACAAGAUCCAUCAUGAUGAAGUUGAAGAACGGCUCCAACCGGGUGGCUGGAGUUGCUGUCGUGGCGCCAAACUCAAACCCGCUUGAGGGCUUCUCUCCACACACCACCUGUCCCAACGAGAACACAGGUGUGUAUUCAGAGAGCUACGAUCCAGCCAUGGCCCACUGUAAUAUGACAGUGUGGAACCCUCUGGGAAACGGUUUGUCCUAUGAAGAGUUUGACUUCCCCAUCUUCUCUCUGAAAGACGACAAUGAGACUCAGGUCAUACGGCAGUGUUACCUGGACCACAACCGCGCCGUGAACGGCAGCACUCCUCAAUACCCGCUGUGUGCCAUGCAGCUGUACUCCCACAUGUCUGCCGUCACCGACACGGCCACCUGCAUGAGGAGGAAUGACAUCAACUUCAGCAUCAGCCCAGAGAUGGUUUGUGACCCACUGGGCGACUAUAAUGUUUGGGCCGCCACCAGGCCUCUCAACAACACAGCCAAGGGCCACAAGAUGUGGGAGAGUGUGGUCAUAGCAGCAGCCAGGCUGGACAGCAGGUCUUUUUUCUUUGACAUCGCUCCAGGAGCAGAGAGUGGAGUCUCCGGGUUCGUCACUCUGCUGGCGGCCGCUCACGCUCUGCGAAAUGCCACCCAGGAGGCCCAACCUAAUCGCACCAUCCUCUACACCUUCUUUCAGGGGGAAACCUUUGACUACAUUGGCAGUUCGAGGAUGGUGUUUGAUAUGCAGAACAAUCAGUUUGCCGUGGACCUGGACAAUGUUCACUCAGUAUUGGAGAUUGGACAGGUGGGACUUCGUGCUGACUCCAAGCUGUGGCUUCACUCUGAUCCUGUGUCGAGGAAGAACAGCAGUGUCAAUGAUGAGGUGAGGAAGCUCAUUGAAAACUUGCACUCGGCUGCAGGAGGUUUAAACGUCUCAGUGGAAGAUCCCAGUUUCUCUCAGCCACUCCCGCCCUCGUCCUUCCAGCGCUUCCUGCGAGCUCGGCCAAUCCCCGGCAUCGUUAUUGAGGAUCACCAGUCUGCUUACACCAGCAGGUUCUAUGAGAGUAUGUACGAUAAUGCAGAGUACCUGAACGUAUCGUACCCACCAAACUUGACGCCUGAGGAGCAACUAGAGUUUGUCACUGACACUGCGAAGGCUCUGACUGAGGUGGCCACCAUGGUGGCCCGGGCCCUGUAUUUGCAGGCCGGAGGAGCAGAAACCCAGCUGAGCAGCAUUAACGCAGACCCACAGAUAGUGACCCGCCUGCUGUACGGCUUCCUUAUUCGCUCAAAUAACUCCUGGUUCCAGCAGCUUAUCCCCUCUGACCUCACGAGCCAUCUGGCUAACAGGCCAACAAACUUCUAUGUCGGCGUGACCCAGCAGUCCAGUGAGCCGACCCUUCUGGUCCAGCACUUGCUGGCUAACCUGACUGGUGGCACCAUCAACAUCACUCAGGAAAACUGCCAGAACCAGAGAGAGGAUGAGACAGACAAAGAGAGCAAACACAUGUACUCCUACCUGUGGGUUCAAGGCGCGGCGCCUCCCAACAGCACAGAUCGGGAGGGUUUCUGCAUACGCUCCACAGUCCGUCUCUCCAAAGCCUUGUCCCCGGCCUUCGACCUGCGGGAGUACACCUCCAAAGAUUACUCAACGUGGACGGAGUCCAGGUGGAAGAGCAUCAAAGGACGCAUAUUCCUGGUGGCCAGUCACGACCUGGAGAUGUUGACGCUGGGCGUAGGUGUGGGCGUGCUGCUAACAUCCCUGCUGCUGACGUACAUCAUCAGCUCCAAGGCCGACAUGCUGUUCAGCUCGGGGAGGGAGCCGACCAACGCCACCUACUGAUCCACACGGAGACGACGCAGGCCCACAACCACUACUACUGCUAUUACUACUACAACUACUACUUCUAUCCCAACCAGACACGGACGAGCUCGUUUUUCUCUAAAACACAACACAAGUAGGUACACAGACAGGUUAGACACAGCAGCUGCAGAGGGGUUUUUAUUUUACACGACGACUCCAUGUUUAUGGACUCACUCAGGUGAGACGUGACAUGAGGACUGGACCGGACUGGAUUGGCCUGGAUGGAUCUGGACUCAUCAGGGUCAGAAAACACUGGUCAGGCACCAGCAGGCCCUGCCAGUGGAAAAGAUGUUUAUAUUUGUUUUGUUUUAGGUUUUUGUUUUCCCUUUUUUUUUAUUGUCAAAGAAUGUUUUGUUUACUGUGUCAUGGGAUAGGCACUAAACAUUGAGCAUUAUUUGGAGUGUGUGUGUGUGAGAUUGUGAAUAUAUAAAUGUGACUGAGUGUGUGAGCAGCUGACCGUGAAUCAGUGUGUAUGAACACAACAACGGUGUGUUUGUGUGUGUGUGUGUGUGUCUGAACUUUGAGGAUUGCAAUGGUAUGUGCAAUACUGUAGCUGUCUUCUCUGUCAAUAUAGUUAACUUAUCAAUCAGUUCUAAUGAUAAGAAACCACUUUUUGAGUCAAUGAACAAGUAGUAAAAUUUAAAUUUAAGGUUUUGCAAAAUCUGGAAAUGUGUGGUAAAGUAUUUUGAUAAGUUUUAGGUCCUGGGAUAUUGACAACAACCCUAAAUAUUUAUAUUGUUCAGUCCCAGUACACAUAUAACUACACGAGUAUGUAGUUGUACUGUAGACCCACUGCAGUUUCACAUAUUGUGAUAUUUGUGUGGAGAAGAAGAAUUUCCCGAGGAGUCUGGCGUGGCUGACAAACACUUUACUUCAUAUCGAUCAGCUGCCAAAAAAACCCGUCAAAUCCAGUCAGAAAAUCUUUGUUUUGACGCUGAAAAUGCGCUGGUACUCUGUGUGUGCCGGCUGUGCACUCUUUUUUUUUCGGUUCGUACCUUUUUCUAAAGGUUCCUUGUAAUGAUGACUUCUGAACAUUGUGACAACGCGCAAGAUGGUUUUAAUUGUUUAGUGAUGGAUGUUCAAUUAAUGGCUGGAAUCGAUGACCAAUUGUGAUGCCUUGAUGAAGAAAUAAACAUUGCUUCUUUUCCAGUUUUUCUCUCAUUGUUGACAGACCUCUGAAAUGGAAUUGAUGUUUUGUCUCCAGGAGCUUCCUGUUAUGAAUAAAGGGUGUGUGGACUGGG
This is a messenger RNA of Chelmon rostratus (copperband butterflyfish), 3426 nucleotides long. RefSeq names its product nicastrin (gene ncstn). Gene Ontology annotation, cellular component: membrane. The transcript has 17 exons. The record is from RefSeq and is a predicted model, not a curated record. NCBI's taxonomy places the organism in Eukaryota, Metazoa, Chordata, Actinopteri, Chaetodontiformes, Chaetodontidae. The coding region runs from base 59 to 2164 and encodes 701 amino acids. Gene Ontology annotation, biological process: protein processing; Notch receptor processing.